AUGGUGUCGGCCGCGCUGAGGCUUCCCCAGCAGCCGGGAGACGCGGGAGGCGCCGAGCCGAAGGGGGUCUCUCCUCCAGGGGCGGGAACGCAGCUCGGCGCCGGGAGACAAGUGUCCAGCUUCUCCUUCGGGCGGCCGCGGGGCUACACCAUCUCCUCGCACAAAGCCGAGGCGCCGGCCCGGAGUGGGAGAGAAGAGGGCGAAAGAAAAGCUGGGGAGGGGGCGGAGAGGCCGAGGCGCCGAGCGGGUCCCGCGGCCGCCACAGCCCCCCACCUCCUCCUCCUCCUCCCCCGGGAGCUUCCUCGGCCGCCCUCGGAGGGGUGCCCGCCGGGGCCGCGCGCCCGGCUGCAGCUCCACAGGCCCGCGCUCUCCGCGCCCGCCGCCGAGGCCGUGUGCAACCGGCAGCUGCGGCAGCCGCGGGAGGAGAGUCGGGAUCGCCUCGAGAAGCCCGGGAGGAGGCGGGGCGCGCGGCGGAGGAACACGCAGGCGCCGCCCUCCUCCUCCCCUUCCCCCGGGGGCGAGGGGGCGGUGAGGGGGGAGGGGAGGCGGGGGGCCGGGCGUUCCCCUGCCGCCGGCCGGACCCCCCGCGGGACUGCGGAGAGCGGGGAGGGGCGGGAGCGGGCUCGGCGACUACGGCCGGCUAGGGUUCCUCCCCCGGGGUUGUCCUUGGCCGUCGUCCCCCCCGCGGUCGCCUACCGCUCCCCUGAGACUGGGGGAGCUCCCGGGCCUCCCCCGCGCCGGAGUGUGGAGACUGGGGCGCCGGGACCUCCCGGCGCGGGACCUGCGGCCACCGGCUUGCGAAGCCAGGGGGCGGCAACCGGGAUGCGUGACUGGGCGCCGGGCCGGGGGACUCCGGAUCUGCCCGUCCGGGUGCCCUCGUGCGGGGCUUGUCUUCAGCACGUCCUGUUGCUAUCUCAGGAACGGGACCUGCCAGUCGAUGGGCAACCCGGCCAGCCCCACGGCCCGCCCCAGCCGCGCGCCGCUCCCCGCGAUUCCUCUGGGAUGGGGGGAGGGAGUGGUGUAUAA
This is a messenger RNA of Globicephala melas (long-finned pilot whale), 1026 nucleotides long. The record is from RefSeq and is a predicted model, not a curated record. NCBI's taxonomy places the organism in Eukaryota, Metazoa, Chordata, Mammalia, Artiodactyla, Delphinidae.